AUGGAGAAGAUUGACUUUUCAACAAAUUCCAAAAGGAUACAAGAAUCCUACAAUAAAGUUGUCAGGGGAGAUCCCAAUUUUUCAUAUGUCGUUUACCUCGUGAAUAAAAAUUCAACUUUGGAUGUUGCCGAAAGCGGUGAUGGAUCAUUAGACGAGUUUGUUAGCAAUUUUGCCGACGGACAAAUCCAAUUCGGAUUAGCAAGGGUAACGGUUCCUGGAUCUGAUGUUUCAAAGAUUAUUUUGCUCGGUUGGUGUCCCGAUAACGCUCCUGCAAAGUCAAGGUUGUCAUUUGCCAACAAUUUCGCAGAAGUAUCCAAGAUCUUUAAUGGCUACCAUAUCCAAAUAACUGCUAGAGAACAAGAUGACUUGGAUGUUGAUGAAUUUUUAAAUAGGGUUGCUUCUGCUGCUGGUGCUAGAUACUCUACGGUAAAAAGCGGUGCAUCAACUUCAUCAGCUAAAGCUGGCCCUCCACCCGCUUCAAAGCCAUUUGUUUCAAAAGCUCCCGCUUUGGCAAGCUCUAGCAAACAAAAUCUUUUUGCUCCAAAAUCCACAGGAAGGCCAGUUCACUCUGUCGUAUCCAGUUCAAAACCAAAACCAAAACUAUGGGCUAAAAACGAUGGAUGGGGCGAUGCACAAGAUGUUGAGGAAAGAGACUUUGAAAAGAGCCCCUUGGAAGAUGUCCCAUCAGCAUAUAAACCCACCAAGGUGAAUAUAGAUGAAUUGAGGAAGCAAAAGUCAGAUACCGUUAGCUCAACGCCAAGGGCAUCUGCCAAUUCUGGUACUCGAGAUAAGCAUGAAGAAGAUACAACAGAUUUGAAGCCAUUGAGCGAGCGCAUGAAAACUUACGACCAUCAUGAUGAUGGAAGGUUAACCUCUUUGCCAAAGCCAAAAGUAGGCAACUCGGUAGCGAACAAGUACAAGGCAAACGCAAACGUAAACGCAAACACGGCACUGGGAAAAGCUACUUUUGGUGCCAAACCUACUUUUGGAACAAAUGACUCUUUCAAAUCUGACAAAGUUGUUGGAGGCUUGUCAAGGAAUUUUGGUGCCGAGAAUGGGAAAACACCUGCUCAGAUUUGGGCAGAAAAGCACGGCAAAUACAAGACAGUCGAUUCUGCAGAGGAACGUGUGGACUCUUUUGAGAAUCAAGAAGCCAAAGACAAGCCUAUUACUCAUGCCUCUGAACUUGCUGCAAAAUUCGAAAAACAGGCAAAGAUUGAAGAUGAUGAAGAAGAAGAAGAGCCACCUAAACCAUUACCUAGAAGAAAUCUUGCAUCUAGUUUUGCUACACGUCACGAAGAAGAUGAUGAAGACGAAGAGGAAGAGGAAGAAGAGCCACCUAAACCAUUACCUAGAAGAAAUCUUGCAUCUAGUUUUGCUACACGUCACGAAGAAGAUGAUGAAGACGAAGAGGAAGAGGAAGAAGAGCCACCUAAACCAUUACCAGCAAGGAACUUGCCAUCUCGUACACCUGUCCAAAGUACGACUAAUAAAGAGGAAGAAGAUAACGCCCCUAAAUUACCACAAAGAAGCUUACCUCCAAGACAAAACUUUGAUGAUGAUGAAGACGAAGAAGAAGAUGAUGAUGAUGAAAAGCCUGCAAGGUUGCCUGCAAGAAACUUGCCACUCCCACCUCAAAGACAAGCUGAACCCGAACCUGAACCUGAACCUGAACUUGAACCUGAACAGCAGCAACAAGAAGAAGAAGAAGACAAAGCAGGAGUGUCUACCAAAGGACACACUGCAACAGCAGAGUAUGAUUAUGUAAAAGACGAAGAUAAUGAAAUCGGAUUCGAAGAAGGAGACAUUAUUAUAGAAAUUGAUUUCGUAGAUGAGGAUUGGUGGUCAGGUAAACUUGAAAAAACAGGGGAAGUGGGUCUUUUCCCCGCCAACUACGUGAGCUUGCACGAAGAACGAUUCUGA
Lodderomyces oxycetoniae is the source of this 1923-nucleotide messenger RNA. It is a transcript of the gene ABP1, whose product is annotated as Abp1p. The coding region runs from base 1 to 1923 and encodes 640 amino acids. The transcript has a single exon. Lineage: Eukaryota; Fungi; Ascomycota; Pichiomycetes; Serinales; Debaryomycetaceae. The record is from RefSeq and is a predicted model, not a curated record. Gene Ontology annotation, molecular function: actin filament binding. Gene Ontology annotation, cellular component: cortical actin cytoskeleton; actin filament; site of polarized growth. Gene Ontology annotation, biological process: regulation of actin filament polymerization.